AAAAUCGAGUUGAAAUUGCCGUUCGAAAUGAGAAGAAAUUGCCUCCCCUCUUCCUUGACUCUGUCUUCUCUCUAUUCUAUUGCCAAACGCCGAGUGGGCUCUCCGCGUCAAUUACCAAUCUCAUCCAAUACAAUAUGCGAUUGAUUAAUGCCUAUUCGAUAUGUUGCAGAGGUUCCUAUAUAUACUCGGCUUCGCUGUUCUUUGGACUUCACCGAUCAGGACUCCCGGUCUCGCUUCGAACAUCGACGGAAUUCUCGCUGCCAUCCCGCAGCCUUCCUGCAGCGAAACCGGGUCGUCCUUCUCUUCGGAGUCCCUCGCCUUUGGGUGUUGCGCAAGGUAAGACCAAAACGCCCGCCUCUUACUCCGUCGUCGGCAGUCAAAGCACCGGCGACUCGGUCCCAUUCCGCCGGGGACGCUCUCCCUCACCCCGACGUGGUCCUUCUCCGGCUCAGACGCGACCGAUGUCUAGCGGCGGCGUGGAGCAGGUUCCGCUGCUCAAGGUGGACAAGGAGGACCCCUACGACGGGGUUAUAGUGAAGAUGGACGAGCCGAUGGACCCGGAGGCCUUCCUCGCCGCUCUCAGAGCUUCGAUUUCGCAAUGGAGGCAGAAGGGGAAGAAGGGCGUGUGGAUCAAGCUGCCCAUUGGACUUUCGAACCUUGUAGACCCCGCUGUUAAGGAAGGGUUUCGGUACCACCAUGCCGAACCGGAUUAUCUCAUGCUUGUACACUGGAUUCCCACCGACAUCCCCAGCACUCUUCCUGCGAAUGCCUCCCAUAGAGUUGGAGUCGGCGGUUUUGUCAUGAAUAGCAAGAGAGAGGUCCUUGUAGUACAGGAGACUAGUGGAAAAUUUAAAGGCACAGGAGUGUGGAAGCUCCCAACUGGAGUUGUCAACGAGGGUGAGGAUAUUUGUACUGCUGCUAUAAGGGAAGUUCAGGAAGAGACUGGAAUAGAGGCCGACUUUGUGGAGAUCUUGGCAUUCAGGCAAAGCCACAAGUCAUUCUACACCAAAUCGGAUUUGUUUUUUGUUUGCCUGCUGCAGCCAAAGUCAUCUGAGAUCGAAAAGCAAAUUGUAGAGAUUGAGGCAGCCCAGUGGAUGCCAAUAGAUGCCUAUGCAGACCAGCCUUUUGUCAAGAAGAAUCAGCAGUUCUCCGCCAUUGCAAAGAUAUGCAUUGAGAGAUCAAAUGAGCAAAUUACGGGUUUCACUCCCAAGGCCGUGACCACAGGCUCAGGCAAGAAGACUUACAUCUACAGCCCGAAGUAACUACAGCAUCAGGUGAAGCAGAAGUCUUUUUCGUAUAGCAUAGUAAAUUAGCAAAUGCUUCUGUACGAGUGUGGCCAAGCUAGGCCAGUUGAGAAUAAACAUGUCCUUGCAUUCAGUACGUGUUCCGUAUAUUCUUCUGUUUGGUGGCUGCAUUGAUCCAUGUCUUAUUACUACUAUUACUUUCCAGAACUCCGAAUGUCUUGUUACUGUUAUGAAAUCAUUUUCCUUACUAUUGCUUUCCAGAACUCCGAAUCACAUAACUAGUAUUGUAUUUGCCAUGA
Messenger RNA from Punica granatum (pomegranate), 1543 nucleotides. Lineage: Eukaryota; Viridiplantae; Streptophyta; Magnoliopsida; Myrtales; Lythraceae. The record is from RefSeq and is a predicted model, not a curated record.